CGAAACGUUGACAGCAAAAGUAACACAAAUCGUGCUGGGCUUACCGUUGGCUUCCAUCUUCGCCAAUCGAACGUAUGCUCCCUCACCGAUUAGACAGGCGUCGCAUCGGCUAGAGGCACCUCCCACAGGAAAAGCCGCAAUGCAGCUGUAGCCGAGAUUGUAACGGUAUACCCCGCAAUGGUACAUGCCUCUGCAAACGCAAGAUGCGCCUUAUGCAUCUAUUAUUAUUAACGUUGUCUCAGCUUGUAUGCAGCAUAUCGGUGUGCGUAGAGGAUGAGCAUGCAAGAUAGGGCCCUUGGCUCCGGUACUUAUCGGUGGCUGUUUAUCGCAUGCAACUAGGAGACAUUCUCCGGAAUACCGUUCUGGUCACGAUUGCCGGUAAGCAGCUAGGGUCUGGGGUGCAUUGCAGAAUCCCUGGCAGGAGGGGAGGGGUCAGGAACCCCAACGUCGAGAGUCACCUACAGUGGAGCCUUGUACUGCCGGAGAGAUUUGGAGGUACCCUGGAAUGUUCUGAGCGCCUUCUGUACGCGUCUCAUGGAGCGUGCAAUCCGUGCAAUCCGUGCAAUCUCGGUCAUGAUCUCCCCGACUCGGUUCGACUUUCUUUCGAGACGAGCAUGUGCACUAUCGAGCCGCUGAGAAGCGGCUGUCGGUUCCAAUUCGGUGACAACUCUGUUCCGGCACGUAUCGCAACGAGCCCCAAAACGGAUCGAAUUCGCAAGCGAACGGCUGAUACAACUCGGCCCUUUCAGACAACACGCGGUUUCUCUGUGACAAGAGAUCCGAGAGAUUUGUCGUGCAUGGUGUUGGAGAGCACCAUGUCAGUACAUGUGGCAUGAUGAGACGGUACGGAGUCCACUUCCAGCUCAAUCAGAGAAGUAGCUGUACCUUGUCAGCUGUUAGCCUCAUUUGCUCCAAUAGAGCUUGUCCAUGCCUC
This is a messenger RNA of Alternaria alternata, 934 nucleotides long. RefSeq lists its product as hypothetical. Lineage: Eukaryota; Fungi; Ascomycota; Dothideomycetes; Pleosporales; Pleosporaceae. Bases 330 to 836 code for a protein of 168 amino acids. The transcript has a single exon. The record is from RefSeq and is a predicted model, not a curated record.